AUGGGCCACCUCUUCACCAUCUCCGUGGCCGUGUUAGCGGCAACGGGGUCGUUUCUAUUCGGCUACGACUCGGGCGUGAUGACCGACGUGAUCGAAUCACCCAAUUUCCUGCAGUACUUCAACACGACUCAGACUUCGGCCGUGGUCGGGGCCAUCAACAGCACUUUCUCGGGCGGAGCAAUCAUCGGCUCCCUUCAAGGUGGACUGACCGUGGACCGCUUCGGCCGCAAGGCUACCAUCCAGCUGGGUGCCCUCAUCUGUCUCGUGGGCGCGACGCUGCAGGCCGCCGCACAGAACCUACCCAUGAUUUUCAUCGGACGCAUUCUAGCGGGCUGGGCUGUCGGGCUCAUAUCUAUGUCCGUCCCCGUCUACCAGGCCGAGUGUGCCCAUCCACGGUCUCGGGGGUUGAUUAUUGGGUUAGCCCAGCAGAUGAUUGGUAUUGGGUUUAUUGUUAGCACAUGGGUCGGAUACGGCUCUCUGCAUGCACCGGCCUCCAGCCAGUUCCAGUGGCGGUUCCCGAUCGCUUUUCAGGUCGUGCCGGCACUGGUUCUGGGUCUCGGCAUGUUCUUCUUACCCGAGUCUCCCCGCUUCCUCGUCGAAACGGAGCAGUACCCGGAAGCACUGCGGGUCCUGCGCAAGCUACACUUUAACGGCACCAACGAAGCCUGGAUCCAGGCCGAGUAUAGUGAGAUCCGCGCCACCAUCGAGGCCGAGAAGACUCUCAAGGCACCGGGUUGGAUGCCGAUGUUCACGGUGCCGCAAUGGCGAACCCGACUGCUUCACGGCGUCGCCAUUCAGGCCUUCACGCAAAUGACCGGAAUCAAUGUGAUCGGGUACUACCAAACAAUCAUGUACAAGGCGCUCGGCAUCACCGGGAACCGCAACACGCUCGUGGCCGGGUUGUAUAACUGUGUCGGGCCGCUGGCGAACUUGGUGUUUGUGGUAUUUCUGCUCGACCGCGUCGGGCGCCGCCGGCCCCUGCUGUUCGGCACGGUGGCCAUCUCGAUCGCGCUGGUCUGCGAGGCGGCGCUGAACUCGGCGAACCCAGACGGCCAGCGCGUCGGGUACAGCGUCGGCGGGGUCUUCUUCCUCUUUGCGGUGUCGGUGGCGUUUUCCAUGUCGUUUGGGCCUUGCAGCUGGGUCUACAUGGCCGAGGUCAUGCCGAUGCAGAUCCGGGGCAAAGGCAACGCCUUUGCAGUGGGGAUCGGGAACUGGGCGGUCGGCACGCUGUGGAAUCAAGUGUCCCCCCUUGCGCUGGGCCGCAUCGGCUGGGCGUUUUAUUUUGUGUUUGUGGCGUGGAAUCUCUGCAUCACCUUGCCCGUGAUCUAUUUCUUCUUCCAAGAAACCAAGCAAAAGUCCCUCGAGGAGAUCGACCUGCUCUUCGGCGGACGGGCGCUAGGUCCGCUAUCGGAUGUCAGCGUCGAGGGCAUGGGCCCCGAGGCGCGGGCCGAAAAAGAGGACAUGGGCUCGACGAUGAAUGUGGAGAAGGCAGAUUUAAACAGAAAUAAUAUAAAGAGAAUAGAAUAG
Molecule: messenger RNA, 1527 nt
Organism: Penicillium alfredii
Lineage: Eukaryota; Fungi; Ascomycota; Eurotiomycetes; Eurotiales; Aspergillaceae
Product: sugar porter family MFS transporter
Exons: 6
Coding region: 1-1527 (508 amino acids)
Biological process (GO): transmembrane transport; carbohydrate transport
Cellular component (GO): membrane
Molecular function (GO): carbohydrate:proton symporter activity
Source: RefSeq, a predicted model, not a curated record